Puccinia graminis f. sp. tritici CRL 75-36-700-3 is the source of this 1905-nucleotide messenger RNA. RefSeq lists its product as uncharacterized. The record is from RefSeq and is a predicted model, not a curated record. The transcript is spliced from 4 exons. Gene Ontology annotation, molecular function: endo-1,3(4)-beta-glucanase activity. Lineage: Eukaryota; Fungi; Basidiomycota; Pucciniomycetes; Pucciniales; Pucciniaceae. The coding region runs from base 76 to 1869 and encodes 597 amino acids.
UCUUGAUGAGAACCAUUGUCAUAUUGUAGGAUCAGGAACGAUCAGAAUCUGCCAGACUUGAUCUCAUCAGGACGAAUGUCUUUCGGCCAGACCCCACAGGUUGACGGGGACUUGUUCGCACCGGUCGAAAGUCAGCGGAAGCAUCCUGUACCACCACUCUCCCUGUUCGGCCCUGGCUGUGCUCACCCGCAAUCACCAUUACACAUCUCUGAUGGCUCUCGGCACCGUCCUAUCGGGACCAAUAAAUGGUACACUCAACUCAUGUUGACACCCAGCGGGACAGAUCCCAUCUAUCCUUUGCCCUAUGCACUGGCCUUUCUUGACGGCAGCUCCGUUCUCUCUUGCCGAGGACGCGAGCGGACCGAGUCUUUGGUGGGACUCGGCAUCCUUCAUUCCUCGGCAGCCCAAAGAGUCUUUGGACCACCCGUCGGCCCAGAUCCUGAUUCUUCCGCCCGGUACUAUUACAAUCCCCUGGCGGUCUCGGUUUGUCUGGGUGCUAAAGAGUUCAGUGGCCAGUCGAAGGUCGCCCCUUUAACGUCCGAUUGGUCUGAGUUGACUGUCCAGUUUGAGCUCUCAUCAACAACUAAAGGGCCUCCCAAGUCCAGCAUCUCUUUUCCCAUCUCCCGAGGGUCUGCCUUUGUGACGGCUUUAUAUACCGGCCUCAGUCCAAGGUUGGGUUCCACUCACGUCAUCCUUUCCCUGGAAUGUGUCAAUCCCGGUGAAGAACAUCACCUCUAUGGAUUCCGCAAGCACCGGCUUCGUUACAACGAUGGCUCAACUUGGUUAGUCUAUUCACUCGGCGACCAGACUGUGAGCUGCUCAUCGCACCUGGACCUACAGAAAAUUACGUCCACGGAUGUCGGUCAUCCUGGGACUUGGUCUGGUAUUAUACAACUUGUCAAAAUGAGUGAUUAUUACGGACGAGAAUUGGAAGAAAACUCGCACCGCCUCGGCGAAGAAUUCGUUUAUGAUAACGGCAUUGGGGUAUGGACUCAAGCUGCCACCCUGAGAUCUGGGCCCAUGGGCACCGGGCAGUAUUCGUUCGAUUGGAUCACCAACGGCCCUAGGUCGAACUCAGCGCAACCUUUGAUGUUUGCCUUGCCACAUCAUAUUGAAGCCCUAUCGGAUCCAAUAAUUGUUGUGAAGCCGGAGAUCAGGAUUCAAUCACGGGUUACGGGAGUCAUGCGCCUCUGUCGCGGAGAUAGAUGGUUAUUCAAGGAAAACGUUGCCGAUCUCAGAAAUUUUGGUAUCACACCUUAUCGCUCACCAAACGGUGCCCCACUAUACGACCCCUUGAAAGUGGACCUCUUGAGACAAGUCAUGGUCAAAGAAUUGGAUACCGACUUUGAUUCGGAAUCCAAUUUAGACAGUUACUACUUUUCUGGAAAGAAGCUUGCAAAACAAGCUCUCCAAUGUCUUACGGCUUCAUGCGUUCUGCAGGACCAAAACCUGGCAACCAAGUUUGUCGAAAAGACGAAGAAAAGCUUCGAUAAAUUCCGCCACAAUCGUUCCAAAGCGGCCCCGUUGGUAUAUGAAAACACUUGGAAAGGCAUCAUUAGCUCGAGCAUAUUGCGCACUGGAAACAGAAAUGACGAUUUUGGAAACGGGGUUUAUAAUGAUCACCAUUUCCAUUAUGCUUAUUUCAUUCAUGCAGCAGCAGUACUCGUAUAUCACGAUCAUUCUUACCUAUACUCUGUUAGGGACUACAUCCAUGAUCUUAUUCGUGAUGUGAACAGCUCGGAUGAAUCGGACUCCUUUUUCCCCUUGUUCCGAAACUUCGAUUGGUUCUUGGGCCACAGUCUUGCGACUGGACUGGACACCAGUAUCGAUGGUAAGAAUCAAGAAAGCUGCAGUGAAGAUGCAAAGUGAGGUUUUUUUUUCUCAGCUGUAAUCGAGUCAAGUCAA